Centruroides sculpturatus (bark scorpion) is the source of this 2041-nucleotide messenger RNA. RefSeq names its product glycogen synthase kinase-3 beta-like. Gene Ontology annotation, biological process: negative regulation of canonical Wnt signaling pathway; signal transduction; protein phosphorylation. Bases 1643 to 2026 code for a protein of 127 amino acids. The transcript is spliced from 3 exons. Gene Ontology annotation, molecular function: protein serine/threonine kinase activity; ATP binding. The record is from RefSeq and is a predicted model, not a curated record. NCBI's taxonomy places the organism in Eukaryota, Metazoa, Arthropoda, Arachnida, Scorpiones, Buthidae. Gene Ontology annotation, cellular component: cytoplasm; axon; nucleus.
UUUAUGUAUUUAUAUAAAUUUAAUCAAAUUGAAAAUUCUUUUUAAACCUUUAAUAUAUAGUAGUGAUAAUAGUUAUAUGUGUUAAGCUCUAGUGAAAAUGUUCAAUGAAUGGAAAAAAUACUCAGAACAUAAUGUGGCUUUACAGAAACAGUCACAACAGAAAAUUUUGCAUCUUAGCUGCCUAUAAAGAGUCAUGACAUGUUCUGGCAUUUUAAAAAUGCCAAUGAUGUAAAAUUCAUGUUCAGACUGUUAAAAAUUAUACCACAAUAUGUUCCAGCAUUAUUAGUAUACCACAAUGCUUUGUUGCAGAGAUAACACAAGCAUACAACAAUUUGCCAUCUUAACCACAAUGAUGAAGAAAAGCAGAGCCAGUUCAAAGUCAUCUCACUCAUUUGUCAGUGUUGAUAUGAUGUCAUAUUAGCAAACAUGUCUGGGCUCUAUCAAUUGAUCAGCACCAAGGAAGGCUUACUUAAUUGGUACUAUACUCUCAGUGAGUUACAGCUGCUGACAGCUUCAUUAACAUAGAUGUAUCUGCAUGUUUGUUAACUCAGCAGCUUCAGCUAUAACAUCUGCAAGUAAACAGGGCUUCAUAUACUGUAAUUGUGAGGAGACCCUGCAUCAAUAAAAUGUGUAGAUUUUAUUUGAACAAUAUUAACUGUAAUUUUAAGUGUUGAUCUAACAGUUGCUGCAAAAAUAAUUAAGCUUGGCAUUGUUCUUUAUUAUACAUAUUUGUCAUGUAGCCUGAAUUCUUUAUUUGCUACUACAGAGUAAACAGGAAAUGACUAUGAUAUGUUGUAGUAUGUUGAUAAUGCCAAAAUGUAUUGUUGUCAUAUUCUUUUAACAGUCCCAGUAAAAAGUUGCAUCAUGGCAUUUUUUCAAAUGCUAGAUCAUGUUGUGCUCUUAUAUAAGCAGUUAAGAUACACAAUUUCUUGUUGUUGCUUUUUCUGUAAAACCAUGACUUGUUCUGGUCAUUUUUUUUCCUGCUCAUUAAGUGUUUUUCAUCCUUGAGCCUAAUUUAUUCAAUAACAAUUAAUGGUGACAGCAAUUGCAGUAUGUUAAAUAAUUUUUUAUUUCAAUAAUUAUGGUUGAUUUGUGUUGCUUUUAAUCUUCAGGAAAUUCGGAUAUUUAGAAAUGGUGAAAAAAUGAAACUAAUAAAUAUAUAAAAAUGUUUAUUAAAACAAUUACUUUCUUUUAUAUAAUAUAAAGAAUGCACUGGAAUUGUAAAUAAUAUCAGAAUUAUAAUUAACAAUUAAAUAACCUUCUGUUAUAGAGAUCACUAUUUUAAUAGUCUUCAUUAAUCAAUUAAUAAACUUACUAAUAAGAUAUUAAUGUUAAAAUGUUAAAAGUAUAUUUAUUGAUUAAUUUUUGGCAUGUAUGAUGAGUAUGAGAGGCAUUCAAUAAGUAAUGCUUCCAUAUUUAUAUACAGGCAUGAUGGUAAGAUAUCAAACUGAAACCAAAACAAGAACAAAGUUUAGUAUUUCUAAUUUAAUUAACACACUUAAUUUCUUUACCUAGUUCCCUCAUGUUUGAUACAGCUACGCCAAUGUUUAACAAGUUUUUCAAACCCAUCUCUGUAGAAAUCUUCAGGUUGUUCUCAUAACCAUUUCCUUGUGGCUGCUUGAAUAAUUUCAUCACGGGUGAAAUGAAUUCCUUUGAGAUGUCUCUUGAAAGUAGGAAACAACCAAAAGUAGUCAGAGGUAAGGAUGGAAGUAAGGUUACAACAGUUGUUGCCACUCCUGGACAAGGUCCUGAUAGACCACAAGAAGUAUCUUAUACUGAUACCAAAGUUAUUGGCAAUGGAUCUUUUGGAGUUGUAUAUCAAGCUCGUUUAUUGGAAACAGGGGAAAUGGUGGCAAUUAAGAAAGUAUUGCAAGACAAGAGGUUUAAGAACCGUGAACUUCAAAUUAUGAGAAGGUUGGACCAUUGUAACAUAGUAAAAUUGAAAUACUUCUUUUAUUCCAGUGGUGAAAAAGUAAGUAUUGUACCUCAGUUUAUGAAUGAUAUGAUUUGUUAUAGUUUGUUUUAAAAAGGAAAACUUUUU